AUGUUGCGAGCCUUUUCUGGCAGUUGCCUCUCUCUAGAGGACAUGAAGACUGUGCGCCGUCCAAACUUAGUCCAACGGCCGCACAUAUUGGGCCCCGGUGUUGAUUUCUUUACCGAAGAUGGCCAGCCUGUGCGUCCACAGCCUGGCGCACAUACACUUCAAAAGGUCUUUUCUGGAAGUACCUUGGAUCUCAAUGCAAUGAAUGGUGACGUUCUUUCCGAGGAGGAAGUGCCUCAGACCAAUAACGCUUUGCAACAUUCGCAACAACAGUAUGUAUCACCGGUCGCGACAGUAUCAACCAUUCUUCAUCAACUAUCCACAGAAACAGAAAAAGAACGUGCUAAGAGUUCAAAAAAUAAAACCAAUGUCUUGGUUAUUGGAGGAAUUGGGUAUAUAUCCAGUCAUGUUGUGGCAAAGCUUCUUGAUGCAGGUUACACAGUUCGUGUAACCGUGGCCGAUGGACUGAGUGAGCAACAGCAAAUGGAUUUUUACUCCAUGGACCGUGGCCCAGAACGCCGUUUGACCAUCUUGGAAGCGGACAUGACAGAUUCAUCCACCCUCCGUGAUGCCAUGCGUGGGUGUAAGUAUGUUAUCCAUUGUGGCUGCCCGACAGCCCCUGGUGACAAGGAUCCGGUGGGCUUACAUACAAGUGCCAUUCGUGCUCUUUUUGAUGCUGUCCGAUCCACAGGGCAGUCAACAGUGAAACGGGUUGUAAUUACAGGAGCGUCAUCUUCGGUGUUUCACAUUACGGAUCCAGAUCCUCCCUCCGGAGCCUUUGACGAAUCCUGUUGGAAUACAGUAGCUACUUCCACGACGGAUCCCAUUCCUUAUGCAAGAAUUUGUUUUGAAAAGGAGGCUUGGAGGAUAAAGCAAAUGAUUGGUGUGGAGUUAGUAGUAGUUCUACCCUCUAUCACCAUUGGGCCAAGUCGUACGGAAGAAAUUAGUGAUGCCAUGAUGCAAAUUCAAGAGUUAGCCAAUGCAUCUCCCGUUUUUCCGUAUGCCGCCAACUUGUACUGGAACUACGUGGAUGUGCGUGACGUUGCUGAGGCGCACGUACGAGCACUGGAAUGUCAAGAAGUCAAGGACCAGCGGGUUAUAGUCUCCAAUGGCUGUUUUAGUUACGCUGAAGUUGCGCAGAUGAUUAAGGAAGCGUACCCACACCUGACGCCUCCUACACGGACUGCAAAUACUUUGAUGACACUCCUUAUUGGUGCCACGCAAUCGCAAGUAAAGAUGGGAUUUCUUUGGCGUUUUGUGGGUGUUCGAAAGCGUCUGCAAACGCAUAGGGCAAAGGUGGAUUUGGACAUGACUUUCACCCCUAUGAAGGAAACGAUACAGGCGUGCAUUGAUCAGCUGAUUCGGGCAGGUGAAAUUCCCGCGCCAAAUGCUUCGCGGUCGAUGAACACGGGAAAAAUAUUUAUCGUGACGACAGCGGUAAGUCUGUUUCUCAGCACCGCAGUAGCAGUGGCGUGGGGUGUUGCACGAGCGAGAAGAAGAAGGUAG
Molecule: messenger RNA, 1503 nt
Organism: Trypanosoma rangeli
Lineage: Eukaryota; Euglenozoa; Kinetoplastea; Trypanosomatida; Trypanosomatidae
Product: dihydroflavonol-4-reductase
Exons: 1
Coding region: 1-1503 (500 amino acids)
Source: RefSeq, a predicted model, not a curated record